Molecule: messenger RNA, 4847 nt
Organism: Melozone crissalis (California towhee)
Lineage: Eukaryota; Metazoa; Chordata; Aves; Passeriformes; Passerellidae
Gene: DCUN1D3
Product: defective in cullin neddylation 1 domain containing 3
Exons: 4
Coding region: 260-1174 (304 amino acids)
Biological process (GO): protein neddylation; positive regulation of ubiquitin-protein transferase activity
Cellular component (GO): ubiquitin ligase complex
Molecular function (GO): cullin family protein binding; ubiquitin-like protein binding; ubiquitin conjugating enzyme binding
Source: RefSeq, a predicted model, not a curated record
CGGCACGUCACGGCGCGUCCGCCAGCUGAGCGCUCGCCCGGAAGUGAUGCGGUGGAGGCAGAGCCGCUGGUCGCCGCGGAGCAUUCUAUGUGGAAGCCAGGGAGCCUGAAGGAAGCUGUGAAGCUAGUGGAAUGAUUCUCUGUGUAGCUGAAACUAUGUUAGCUGAGUGCUGCUGAUGGCAUGGUGAGAUGUGUUGAAGAGCAGCUGCGAGGGUGUCCGAGGGCAGGGGGACCGUGCUAGGAGCUGGGCUUGCACCACCAUGGGCCAGUGUGUCACCAAGUGCAAGAACCCUUCUUCUACCCUUGGCAGCAAAAAUGGGGAGAGAGACUCUGGCAGCAAAUCCCACAGCAAGAGAAGUGCAGUCCACAAAGACGACCACGGCUCAGCUUGCGGGAAGGCUUCAGGAGACAUCCUUGUGAAUGGGACAAAGAAAACAGAUGCUGCUGUAGAGUCCAGUCAGCCUCCAACGUUUUCUGGAGAUGCAAAGAAAGACUCUGUUUGCAGUGCAGAGGAAUCUUCUCUUCAGAGGAUUGGGGAGUUGUUCAGGAGGUAUAAGGACGAGCGGGAAGAUGCCAUACUGGAAGAAGGAAUGGAACGAUUUUGCAAUGACCUCUGUGUUGAUCCCACUGAAUUUAAAGUACUAGUUUUGGCUUGGAAAUUCCAGGCUGCUACCAUGUGCAAAUUUACAAGGAAGGAGUUUUUUGAAGGCUGCAAAGCAAUAAAUGCAGACAGCAUUGAUGGCAUUUGUGCAAGGUUCCCCAGCCUCCUAAACGAAGCCAAGCAGGAGGAUAAAUUCAAGGAUCUCUAUCGUUUCACCUUCCAGUUUGGCCUGGACUCUGAAGAGGGACAGAGGUCGCUACAUCGGGAAAUAGCCAUUGCCCUUUGGAAAUUAGUCUUCACCCAAAACAAGCCCCCUAUUUUGGACCAGUGGUUACACUUCCUAAUCAAGAACCCCUCAGGAAUCAAGGGAAUCUCCCGGGACACGUGGAACAUGUUUCUAAAUUUUACUCAGGUGAUUGGACCGGACCUUAGCAACUACAGCGAGGACGAGGCCUGGCCGAGCCUCUUCGACACCUUUGUGGAGUGGGAAAUGGAGCGCAGGAAAAAGGAGGAGGAAACCAAAAGUGUUCUGUCCUCGGACACAGAGGGGCCGUGUGCGGAUGGACAGACCUAGCAGCAGGGACAAAAGCAGCUCCUUGCCCUUCACACAAUGUAAACUCUGGAUGUUUCUGGAAAUUACCGAGGCUCCAGAUUUUUCUACUUUACACCUUUUUCUGCCUUGUCUUUGAAAGGGCUCUAAAAUGCUGUAUCAUGUUUUAGGCACUUUCUUAAUUUUGGUUAUUCCUUUUACUCUUGCCCUGAAAUAUUUGACCCUGGCUACAAGUUAAGCAUUUUUUUUAUUUUAUUUUAUUUUUAAGACUUCAGAUUAGUAUAAGUAAGUCUGAUACUUCUUGCACAAUGUAGAUCUUUUUAGUUAGGUUAAAUUAACAUUGCUAAAUUAUACAGUGCCAGAUUAAGUUUUUUCAUACUACAUCUGUCAGGGCAGGUCUGUACUGUGUGUAGUGCUGUUUACAUUGUUGAAAUUUUAGGCUGUAAUAAUUUUAAGGUUUUAUACCGAGAUGAACAGCAGUGUUAACUAUAAAUGCAUUAAUCCUGGGUAAUAAGGCUCUAAAAAUCAACAUAAGCGACAGCUUUUUGUAAUAUGGCUAAUUCCCAUUUUGAGCUAACUCCUAGUGAAUGAGUCCAGAUCAUUCCUUUUUUUGGACUUUCAAACUAAAUGUUGGGAUUGUUUUAUAAAAUUACUGUACCUGUCAGUCAACUGAGUGGUAGAUGACGAUUUAUAUCUAAAUCUCUUUACACAUUCACAUAAUAAAAGAGCAGUACUACCUCAGUUUUAUUGAAAGUGGACUUGUUGAUGGACUUCCAUUUUCUCUGGAAGUUGUAUUUUUGUGGUUACAUGAGAAUAUUUUUACUUGACUAAAAGAACCAAAGGUUCUGCUUCUUAAGUUUGCUAAACAUUGAGAGAAGCAACACACAAAUCCUAAGUCUUCAAGGAAAACUGUGGUAUAAUUCUGCUUUAAUUUGUUUGAUUUAUACCUAAAGUAUUACCUUACUUGUCUGGCAAGCACAGUACUUCUAUGUAAGGAACUAUCUUUUGCAUUAAUAUUGACAAACCAAUUUUUUAAAGCAUAUGUUUAAUUGCUAAAUUGCAGUUAAUACUCCACACUUUCUGGAGCAACAAUAUCGGCAUCUGAUGACAAAGUGAAUUCUUAAUGUGUUCUUAAUGACAGCAGUGUAGAUGAGUCAUUUUUAGACUGAUUUGAUAAUAUUUGGAUAGGAGUCAAUUUAUUAUUUUACAAUGCCUGUAUUGGGACUAUUUGCCUGUUGAAAUUGUUGUGACUUAAAGGGAGUUUUAUUAACACUGGUUGAAACUUUUUUGGUUAUUGAUGCUACCUUUUUUAAUUUUAGUAUGUCAACUUUUUUACACCUUUUGGUAAAAGGUUUGAUUGCCAAGGCUUUCUGUAAUGCCAAGUGCUGGCUUAAUGAAUUUGAUACACUUCUGUUACACACCUUUUAUUUUCAGAGCUGCAUUUCAGGAUCAUAAACCAAUUUCAACUGAAACACAACAAAACAAAAGCCUAGACAGUCAUCCAUAGCAUCUAAUGGCUUUUGUGAUGUAAGGGUUUUAAAACUAAAGGGAAACAGGUUUUAAGUGGUGAGCUUGUCACAGGUCCAGGGUGUUGUGCUUUGCACAUCUGUUGUGCCCCACAGGGGUUAGCAGAGAGAGGAGCAGGAUCUACCCAAAUUCUGGGUCUGGCUUUGCUGGUAUGCAGCCCUGCAAUGGCUUGGCUUGGAGGUCAUAAAUCACUAACAAAAUGUGGGUAAUGCAAACUGUUUAAAAACAAACCCACAAGCCACAGAUAGCAUCUCUUUCAUCUAAUAAAAGGAGAGUUUGGUCCAUGCUGCUCUUGCUGGGAGACAAGCUAUGGAAAACAAGCUGUGGCUGUUUUAGAUGCAGCUGAAUCUGUCCCUUUGCAGGAGAGCCCUGAAGUUGCUGUUUUAUGAGUAAAUACACCCAAAGCUUUGUCCUUGCUUCUCUAACUUUCUGUGGCACAAAAGUGUUUGGCAGCAAAACCUUAUUGUGAUUUGGUGAGCAAAGCAGCCAAAGCACUCGUGCUGGAAUCGUUGAAUUUAUGGUGAGACUUUUGCUGGUGCUGUUAUUUUUAAAAGACUAAAAUAAAUUCCCCAACAGAGGCUGCUUUGUUAGGAAAAGUUCCAAAUGGAGACUGAUUUGAUAGUAAAUGAAGACUGUAUUUGUAAGUUGGAGGCUCUUCAUUCAUUCAGCUAUUAAAUGCUUUGUUCAUCACUUAAUUUUUUUUUCCCCCUAAAGGAAAUUUAAAAUGUCCAGAGUGUGAAGAGUAACUGUUCAAAUGGGUAGCUCACCAGAUGGCAGCUUCUGAUUUACACCCCAGCAUGCAGCAGCCCCAGAGGAUGAGGCUCUUUAAGGAAGGUGUUUAUCUUGUGGUUGGAAUGUGGACAGCAGUGAGGAAAUCAAUCUGUAGCACACCAGGCUCAGCCAUUUUAAGGUAUCCGAGGUAACACAGCUGCUUUUCAAAGGCAGAGGUGAACACACAGGAAGGGAAAAUCUGGUUUCCUGUUGGGGAAAGGACAUACCAUUGCCCACGAGUUCAGUGUGGGGGACAGCCCUGCUCCUGUUCUGCUGCUUCCAGCCAGGCAGGAGCAGCUCCACCCACUGGGCAGGGAACUUGCAAAAAUAGCCAAAUGAUCUAUCUAGGGAAGUAUCACUUAUCUUUAGCCUAAUUUUAGUCCUUUGAUUACCAUUUACAGAAUGCAAACCAGACCUGUGUCAGUUUAAACUCCUGAGGCAGGAGCUGGAGGUGCAGCUCUUGGGCAGUGCUGGCAGAGUGGGGCUGCCAGACCUUCUCUUGGAUUGCCUGGUGAUUUUGUGAUCCCAAAUAGACUCUAAUGCUGAGCUGAGGGAAUGGGGUUUGUGUGUGUUUCUGAGAAGUCUUUAAUAAUAUUGGAGCCUCUGAAAAUAUGCUUGUUUAAUGGUUAAACUGUGAAUAUCUGUGGAACAGGCCAAAUGCAUUCAUUUUUCAUUUUUAUAUAAUUUAAUUCUUCAUUGUGUAGGGCACAGGACUGUAAGUGAGCAGUGAUGCUGAUGAAAUCCUUGAAACCAUUGCAACUGUUUAGUUUUUUUAAAAAAUAGAUUAUGCAUUAGGAAACUUUAUGCAUGUAGUGAAUCUGCUGCAACUUGGGAUAAAUAACUAUAGAUAACUAUAUAGAUAGUUGGAGUAAUAUACUGGAAAACUGGUCUGGUAUCCACAAUCUGGCAUUUUACUGCCUUCUCUUAUAUGCAAAGAAAUACAACUCCUGUAAACUUUAGCCCCUAGUAAUAAAACACUGACCACCUACACCACAUUAUAGCUUGCAACACUUGUAAAAUUUGGCUUCCAGAUCAGCUGGAGGCUUAAUUGUGCUAUUUUCACUUGUGUGGGUGCAUUUCUGAGGUCAAAGACUAUCUAUUGAUUCAAGUAAGGAUUUGAAAGAUCCUGGCCAUAAAACAUGACUGAGGCAGUGAGUUGGAAUUGAACACCAAAUUGUGGGUUUAUUUGCUGCUGGUGCUAUUCUACAUGGAGAAUUACAGCUUCUUAGUACUGUGCAAUCCUGGUGAAAGGAGCACAGGAGGGUGAGCACAGGUCUGGCAGGUGGCACAGACACAGCUGGGGCUGAGAGCUUCCCCCAGGCUGGCCCAGCAGGAUCAGCUCUGAACCAGGACAGGUCUCAGCCAGGCACAGUUCAGAGCAUGGAACGAGCUCAGGCUG